Molecule: messenger RNA, 309 nt
Organism: Penicillium coprophilum
Lineage: Eukaryota; Fungi; Ascomycota; Eurotiomycetes; Eurotiales; Aspergillaceae
Product: elongin C
Exons: 3
Coding region: 1-309 (102 amino acids)
Biological process (GO): ubiquitin-dependent protein catabolic process
Cellular component (GO): elongin complex
Molecular function (GO): protein-macromolecule adaptor activity
Source: RefSeq, a predicted model, not a curated record
AUGGCGCCAUCUACAGAUUCCGAGUUUGUGACUAUAGUCUCAAAUGACGGAUUUGAAUUCAUUAUCCCUCGCAGCGCAGCUUGCGUCUCAGGUACCAUCCGGCGCAUGCUGGACCCUUCGAGCAAAUUCCCUGAGGGUCUCACCGGUCGCUGUGUGUUGGAGGAAUUCUCUGGCAUCGUUGUCGAAAAAAUCUGCGAAUACUUUUGCUACAAUGAAAAACACAAGGACCAAGUCAACGUACCGGACAUGGAUAUUCCACCUGAGUUGUGCCUGGAACUCCUGAUGGCCGCCGAUUUCUUGGAUACUUGA